Talaromyces marneffei is the source of this 3240-nucleotide messenger RNA. RefSeq lists its product as uncharacterized. NCBI's taxonomy places the organism in Eukaryota, Fungi, Ascomycota, Eurotiomycetes, Eurotiales, Trichocomaceae. Gene Ontology annotation, molecular function: RNA binding. The coding region runs from base 1 to 3240 and encodes 1079 amino acids. The transcript has 4 exons. The record is from RefSeq and is a predicted model, not a curated record.
AUGGCAGAUACAGCGUUGAAGCCGUUCCAAAUCAGGAACCUGCAUAUUUAUCCAGCAGAGGAGAAUCUAUAUGACUCUUCGACCGAGAGCGUCAUCUCCAGCUCCGCGGCUGAUGAGACUCAUCCUAAGCCAUCAAGCCUCAUUCAGUUGUCCGCAGGUGAAUAUGAUAAGAUCGUUAGUGAUCACCCAAAUGGAACGUUGACAUAUAUUGACGAUGACGAUGGUGAUCUUAUCACUGUUGGAUCCUCUUUCGAACUCGAACAACGCCUCGAUGAACCAUCUCAGUAUAAAGCAAUCACCUCGCCGGACCAAACGGAACCAGCUGCGAUUCACUUGUUUGACAUUCGUCGUCGCAGAUCUAUAAUCAAGCUCUGGAAAGAUAUUGAGAAGAGAUCGAAAAUUCGAUGGGCUCAGCCUGCAUACUCCAAUGAUCCAGAAAAAAUCACUACGGGGGUUGUAGACCUGUCAAAACCUAAAGAAGCUGGCACUUCGUUUGAAGGGUCCACAGACUUGCGUCAACGAUGGUUGGACGCAUGCAGACCACCUCGGCUUCAGUCUCAGGAGACUCUAGAAAAAGAGGUUUCUUCUCCUGUCCUCAAGGACCUGGAAUCAUCCUCACCAACUAUAAUGUCAUUGUCAGCCAUUACAGAUGAAGGCAGGCGUCAGGCGGAAGAGGCAGGCAGUCGCAUCCGGAGUAUGUGGAAUGCACCCAUCCGUGUUUCCCAAGCAGCACCUGAAUUUAUCCACAAUCACGAGAAUCCUUGGGCUGUCUCAAUAGAACCGGUCAUAGAUGUCAAGGACAACAGCAGCACAUCCAACUCUCAACCGUCACAGUCUGAGGCAGAGUCAACGUCACUUUUGUCGGCAUUCGAGGCCGAAAUGGCCAAAAUUCUGGAAAAUUCUCAAGAUGCUGUAAACGAUACGAGCAAUCCCAUUGUCCCGCAAGAGCCACAGACUUACCGUUCCGAGUCGAUGGAGCAGAUAUGGCCAGUCAAUCUCGUGACUGGUGUCUUGCAGGCUGUUGCGGACGGAAUUGAGAAUAUGGGAUCAGAGCUUAAGACGAGGAUUCCUGAAAUGGAACGCCACUUGGCAAAUGCGCAGAGAGCCAUUCCGGAGGAUGUAGGUGCCAAAAUGCAGACGGCCUUGUCAGCAUUUGAAUCACAGAUUCAAAAUUUGGCACAGAUUGUACAGCAAGCAUCUAAUGCUUCUGGUGAGGCCGCUGAACGGGUUCGUCAGGCCGAUCUCCGGUCUACCGAGCAGAUGCUCAACGGACUUGGAGACAUUGCUAAUGAGUUUGAGGAUUUUGGAAAAACCUUGUUUGCUGCCUUUGAGACUGAGUUCGGUCAACGAAGAAAUGACGACGAGGCAAAUUCUACCGACCAUAUGACUGCGAGUCCGAACGCAAACCCUGUCCAGUCUCAAGAGAACGAUGUAUCGGCAGCUACUCAACCACCUUAUCAAAAGGGUAAGGAGACAUCCUCGUCAGCAAAAGUCAAUGUGCCUCAGGGGUCUCAUGGUAAGGCUUCGGAAGCAACAAUCACGGAAGUACCACCUGCUUCACUGCCAUCUGAUCUACGAGAUCAACUAUCAUCUCGUGUGGGGGAAUCCUCUAUACUUUCAGACAUCAGAAGCAGAGCUGUUGAAUUUAAUCGGCGACAGGUAGCCACUUCUCUCCAACAACAGGGGACUGGAAAAUUACCUUCCACAAGAGAACCACUUCUCUCAGAGAUUAGAAGUAGGGCUACUCCGCAAGAAUCGUUACUUCCAGAGAUCAUGAGCAGAACCACCCAACAAGACCCGCUGCACCCGGAGAUCAAAACAAGGGCCAUCCAGCAAGAACGCUUAGUUUCAGAGAUAAGAAGCAGAGCUGUCCAAAAUGAUCAGUCACAAGAGGAUAGUUCCCGACAACAAGAGAGUAUUCAAAAGCCUUUGUUCUCAAGUUGGCCAAACCGCCCAGCAUUUGUGCUGCCACCGAAACCAGCAGUCGCUCAACCACAAGUAACUGAUAUGAGUCAAAACAUUCACUCGUCUCAUAGUCGGACCUCUCAACCACCAUCUAUACCCACAACCACUCGUCCCCCAGUGCCUCCAAAAGCUGUCAAUGAGAAGCGAACUCUACGCACGGAUGCACAACCAGCAGCUCCAUCAGGAACGGGGGAUGACCACUCAGAGGAUACAAGCAAAUCCCUCUUUAUGGGUAACAUUGGAUUUGAGGUCACUGAACGAGUCAUUGAAGAGGUAUUUGCCUCUCACUUUUUUUCAGCUAAAGUCCACCUACCAAUAGAUUCGUCUACUGGCAGGCAUGCCGGAUUUGGAUAUGCCCGUUUCCUGUCUGAUUCGUCAGCAAAGGCUGCUCUUGGCAGGCUUCAAGGAGUUCUCAUUGACGGUCACUCUUUGAAUUUGGAGUACUGCGAUAACUCUCCCAUCGAUGACAUUCAAACCCAAGCUCGGCCACCAGUGGCCUCUAGUGGCAACCUUCCAAGUGUCUUUAGCGGCAAUGCUCGCAGCAGCAAUCUACGCGUUAAUAGGCCUGCUCCGGGCAACUCCUUGAAUCCCUUUGAUCACCCAGAAGAAACUCCAGAGUUUGCAGCACGAUAUCCCUCUCUACUUCCCACCUUCAAGUCUCAGGAUAACUCUUCGACAGUACCUGCACGUUCCAUGACACUUAGCCCUAAUUUUGAGAUGGCCCGCUUCCCUCCUGUUUCGCAAAUAGAUGCACAUCUACUGGCAAACCACCAGCGUCGAAGUCUCGCCGAGACUAACCCAGGCCGAUCGGGUCCUGAUGGUGUCUCCAGACUACAGCGAGAGGAGACUAGAAGACCAAGCGAAGAACAUCGAAUGCGAGAGCCACGACGUGUCGCUUCAACAAUCGAACGGGGAUCUACUAAUCAACUUGAUACUCAACGUAGUAGUGCGCGCUCUCUCAGACGUAGAGCAACGGAGGCAAAUUCAUUGCGUCGCCGCGCUUACGACAAUCCUUUCCGGGAUCCACGUCCCGUGAGCCUUUACGACAGACCUUCCGGGUCAACCCCUGGCAGUUUUCCGGUGGAUUAUGUCCCAGCAACGGUCACUAAUAAUGACGAGUCUAACACUGAUGGGGAUUUUCAGCAUGCGAUGCGACAGAGUCUAAUAGAUCAACUGAGAAUUAUUGCCGAGGCCUCUAACCUUCGUGUUUCCGAAGCUAUUGAUAUGAUUGAAGAAGAGCGGGCGGCUUAUGAGCGUUAUACGCCAAAUGCUUGA